Molecule: messenger RNA, 4325 nt
Organism: Boeremia exigua
Lineage: Eukaryota; Fungi; Ascomycota; Dothideomycetes; Pleosporales; Didymellaceae
Exons: 5
Coding region: 492-4325 (1277 amino acids)
Biological process (GO): phosphorylation; phosphorelay signal transduction system
Molecular function (GO): protein binding; phosphorelay sensor kinase activity
Source: RefSeq, a predicted model, not a curated record
CUGCAUCCAGCGGAGAUGGCACGCAGACUAGCCAAAGUUCGAAGAAAUCCGGAAGCGGAUAUUGGCCGGAAAGUAUUCCAAGGCUUCCGAAUCGGGACAGGUACCGCCACCUGAAUCCAUUCUGCAGUUUGCAGAAGUCUCUUAUCGAUUGUCUAGCAUCCCCACCACGUGAGGUCUGGAAACACCGGACAAGGCGCGCCUGCUUACCUAGGUACAUCAAGACGUCAAAAUGGCCUAAUGAUGUGACGCUAGUUUUGAAAGACGAUAGCCCGAUAGAUCGUAACUCCCAUGUGCAAGGGCAGUGAUCCAGACUCGUUCCGCCCGAAAAGUGAAAACCAUUCUGGACCGCGAGGCGCAACCCUCGCCAUGCUGUUCGACACUAUUGACGCCAUCCUGCCCCCUUGAGUCCGACACUGACUUCCGCAGAGCAUGGGGCGCGAGGAGGUUGUUCGUUCCAUCCCACAGGCGCCCGUCUAGAGCUGGACUUCGAUAUGAGUCGCCGCCCGCCACUCCCAUCGCACACCGUGCCCCUCUCAGAGAAGAAGAGAGAGCGCGAGGUCCUCCAAUAUGUCGCCGCCUACCGUGACCUGCCACGCCUCGAUGAGUUGGCCUCCGGACCAGAGUCAUCCCAUCUCCCUCCUGACUACUGCGCGCAGCCCUCAACAGACUCGACCCUGACUGCACUAUGCCAGCUGGCAGCGCUGCGCAUGAACGCGCAGCGGGCUUUGAUCUCCUUGAUAGACGACAAACACCAGCACGUUCUGGCAGAGGCAACACCUCAAACCUCGCUCCGCGGAGGCGCCCCACCUGCCGAUGGGUCCAACCCAUUGUGGUUGGGCAGUGUCAGCAUCCCUCGAAGUUGGGGUGUUUGCGAACAGGUCCUAGACUUAGGCGCGGGCAACGUUGCCGAGCGCGCAGGAACAUCGAUUGUUGUCAACAGAGACCUUCGUGACAGCGAUCGUUACGCACAGCGCACAUUUGUUCAAGACGGCCCACGCGUCCGCUUCUAUGCUGGUGCCGCACUUGUGAGUCGGCAGGGUGCGAUUGUGGGCGCGCUGUGUGUUUUUGACGACACGCCCAGGCCACUAGGUGUUCCAGAGGAGAACGCGACAUGUCUCGAGGAUCUAUCAGCCACGAUCAUCGAGUAUCUACGCAACUAUACGGUCAAGGAUCGGUUCAGGCGCGGCGAGAAACUCACUCGAGGCCUUAUUUCCUUCGCAGAAGGCGCAUCAGCGCUACUGCCAUUGGAUAACAGCAAUGAAGUUGACUUGGAACCACUCUCUACUACGCCAACAUCAUCGACCCUGGGAUCUGAUAUAGAAUCCAUUCUUCCACACAAUGCGCCCGCAGAGGAACACGCGCCAUCACGUGCGGCAGAGGCGAAUGAUGCUGCCUCGCAAGCAUCACAAGCGGGCUCUGCAGGAACUGAUCGGGACUCAUCAGAGCAAAAGCAGCAACCAUUUUCGACCGGUUCGGAUACUAUUCGACCAGGCUCUACACGGGAAUCAUCGUUGCGAGCCUUGCAAAGUACUAUACUGCCGAUGAAUUCGAGAUCGAUGUUCGCACGGGCCUCCAAUGUUAUGCUUGCAUCCAGCGACCUUGACGGAGUCCUCAUAUUCGAUGCAUCUGUUGCAGCAACUGGACAUCGCCAGCAUCCAGCAGCUCCGGAACGUGGACGCUUGAGCGGCAGCCUUUCCGAUUCUGCAGGGCUCAAUUCGAGAUCAGAGUCAAGCGAUGACAGUAGUUCGCAAAGUAGCAAUGCCAAAGAGGGACCGAAGUCUUCUUCAUCUAAGAGAUGCCAAAUUCUUGGAGCCGCACCAUCUAGACCAAUUGUAAACGCAGACGGGACGCCAGGAGACGGAUCUUUCGCUGAGGCCAGCUUGGCCCGCUUGCUGCGGGAUUACCCACACGGAAAGUUGUUCCACUACUCUGCCAAGGGUGAUCUCUUGUCCUCGACGGAUGAGUCAUCCUCGAACAGGGACCUCCACCGGAAUAUACCAGUUGGUGACGAUCUACGUCCUAAAGCGUACCACAGACCAGGGCAAAUAUCCAGAAGCUCAAAAGCCAUCGCUGAGCUGCUUCCAAAUGCCCGGAGUGUGGCAUUUGUGCCUUUCUGGGAUUAUGAGAGAUCAAGAUGGUUCGCGGGUUGUCUUUGCUGGACUAGCAGCCACGACCGUUUACUGUCAGCUUCGGUAGAUUUGGCAUAUUUUAAUAUUUUCAGUCAUUCCAUCAUGCGAGAGCUAUCACGUCUCGAUGCUGUUGCGUUGAACCAACAGAAAACCACGUUUGUUGCUUCCAUCUCACACGAACUACGAUCUCCUCUGCAUGGGAUACUGGGCACAUUGGAAUUCAUAAAGGAUACUCCGCUGGACACGUUCCAAACCAGCAUGCUCAAUUCGCUCAACAGCUGCGGUCAAACCUUACUUGAUACGAUCAACCACGUCAUGGAUUAUUCCAAAAUGAGUGAAACUACAAAGAACGUUUCCACAAGACGACUCAAAAAUACCAAGACGGUACGACUGUCAUCUAAACCUCUCAAGACGCGGCGUUUGCAACGAGACCUAGCCUUUGAUCUAGGCAUUGCCACUGAGGAGGUCGUAGAGGCUAUCUUCGCUGGAUCCUCGUUUCUCCCGAUCAUGAGCUCUAAGAACGCACCCAUGUCUCCUAGCGGAUCAAUAUCCACAACAGAAGACAACAUGAGUACACUUGAUAUUAGCACUAAACGUAAAACGUGCUACAUCAUAUUGGACAUUGCCCCUGAGCAGGACUGGAUAUACUGCUUCCCUGUAGGGUCUUGGAAAAGAACUGUCAUGAACCUUUUCGGCAAUGCCAUCAAAUACACCCACAGAGGCCAUAUUACGAUUUCCAUCCACGCCACAGACCUCGCCAAAACUGCAAGCUCGGCCACUACGAUUACACUCACCGUAAAUGAUACAGGGGUUGGUAUGAGUUCUGUCUUUCUUGCCAACAAAGCGUUCCAAGCGUUCUCACAGGAGAAUCCACAUAGUUCAGGAGUGGGUUUAGGGCUAAGUAUUGUCCGGCAGAUCAUCGAGACAAACGGUGGUAAGAUUGAAGUUAGCAGUGACCAUUUAUCUGGAACUAAGGUCACCGUCAAGUUGUCAUUGAUGAGGCCCGAGUCAGUGCAUACCAACCUUCCGCAACGCGAUGAGUAUCUUCGCUGGCUACCACGCUUACAAGGCCGCAAAGUGUGCAUCCUUCACAGGCCCGAAGCCGACCAGGACAUUGUGGAUGAGCCGCAGAACACAGAAGGCCUCGCAAAGUUCACCCGUGCUUUAGCAACGACUUUGUCCAACCACUUGAAGAUGGACGUUGUACAGACGACGAAGUGGGAAGAUAACAAUGCAGAUAUUGUGAUCUGCCCGGAACCAUCCUUCGAAUAUCUUGCUGCUAUCAGAACUAAAAGAGCCGAAAACCAAGCCGCAAAAGCAGCAGUGACUAUCUUUGUUGCGUUGGACGCCCUCGAAGCAGCGACUCUUCGCUCUGAUGUUCGCGUCACGAGCAAGGAAUCAGUGGUCGAGAUCAUGACCCAGCCACUCGGGCCUUUCAAACUGGCUUAUGUGCUGAAUCAAUGUCUCGACCGAUUUGUACACCCGAACGAGAAUGUCAUUCAUGUGUCUACGAGCGACUCAGCACAGUCAGAGCCGCCACCCGUCGAAGGACCAAUGCCUCUAUCACCUUCUCCAGCUGAGAUGCCGCCGCUUCUGAAUCAGCCUCAUUGGCAUCAGACAGACAAGUUGGAUCCUCCCUCUUUUACAGAAUCGCAGCAUCCAGCGACUAUAACACUAGCCCCAGAGACGACUGAGCUUGAGAAGCGUACGCUUCCAAUUCGCCCGAAGCUCACGAUAUCCAACAGUGCAGUCGACGACACAUCGUCAAAAAUUCUCAUUACAGAUGACAAUACAAUCAACCGAAGGCUCCUUACAGCAUUCAUGAAGAAACAUAACUUUCAAUAUGUGGAAGCAGAGAAUGGCCUCGAGGCCCUUCGCGCAUACCAGUCCACUCCGACGCUAUUCAGCAUCAUCCUCAUGGACAUGUCGAUGCCCGUUAUGGACGGCAUGUCGGCAACUCGAGCAAUCAGGCAAUACGAGCAAGAAUACAACAUAUCACGAUGUUGUAUCAUUGCUUUGACCGGACUGGCAUCUGCCAGCGCAAAGCUGGAGGCAUGGAAUGCUGGCAUUGAUCAUUUCAUGACCAAACCAGUCAAUUUCAAGGCACUCCAGGAUUUUCUCAGGAAGGAACAGGCAAGGCGCCAUGAAUCUACAAGAACGCGGCGAGUGUCAGCCUCGUUCCUGUCCAGAAACUGA